AUGGCUUCCGCAGCAGAUGUUAUCAUCGUCGGCGCCGGCCUAAGCGGCCUACAAGCGGCACUGUCUCUCCACGAAGCAGGCCGCUCAGUGAUUGUUCUCGAAGCACGAGACCGUGUAGGAGGCAAGACGUAUUCAGUGCAGCGUUCAGAUGGCAAAGGGGUCCAGGAGAUGGGAGCGGCUUGGCUGAAUGAUAGCUCUCAGUCUAUGAUCUGGAGCUAUUGUCAGAAGUUUGGUCUCACUCCGGUGGUGCAGAACAUUGAAGGUCUUGUUGCCAGCGAAGAUGACGAAGGAGGUUGUCACCUUUUUCCGUUUGGUGGAAUGCCUGAGUUUGAGAAAGAAGUGGUCGACAACAUCACUGCUCUCCGCGAUCAUGUCGAAGCAGCAUCACUCGAUCCAAAGACAUUCGAACAAGAACGCCGUGCUCAACUUGAUGACAUUUCAUUCGAGCAAUUUUGCCGGGAUGCAGGUGCUGGUUCCAAGGCGCUACAAACGGCAAGAGUCUGGUGUCGAGGCACCACUGGCCAGGACCCCGGCGAUGUUUCUGCUCUUGCGUAUCUUGAGGUGUGUCGCGGAGCUUCAGGGCUGGUCAAAUUACGAUACGAUGGCAAGGACGGCGCGCAAAACCUCCGCCUGAGAGAGGGGACUCAGUCGGUUGGUAUCCACAUGGCUAAGCUGCUACCCGCCGAGACAGUCAAGCUAUCCAGCCCUGUGACCUCGAUAACACAACUUCCCGGCCAGGGAGGGCACGUUGUCACCAUCGCAGAUGGCACAAGCUUCACCGGUCGGAAAGUUGUGGUCAGCGUACCCUCGCAAGCCUACAAGAACAUCGCGUUCAAUCCACCUUUUCCCGACACCCUGCAACACUACACUUCGAGCGUCCGCUACGGCUGCUUCGUCAAAUACAUCUGCACCUUCAAAACACCAUUCUGGCGACGCAAAGGUGCGUGCGGCCUCACUCAGAGCUUUCAAGGUCCCAUGAACCACUGCCGUGACACAUCGGUUGACCAAGAUGAGAACUACGCUUUGACGUGCUUCCUCUGUUCUGGGCCUGGAAGACAGUGGUUGACAUUGGGUGAGCAAGAUCGUAAAGAAGCGAUCCUGAGGCAAAUCUCGUCAUUGCUUGGUGUGAGCUUCGAAGAGGUUGCAGACGAGUUCUUGGGCUCAAUGACGUCGGAAUGGCUGGAUGACCCCUGGGCGGGCUGGGGAUGUCCUUUUGCUGUCGCACCGCCUGCUGUGAUGGGUGGUGAGAGCAUCGUGGAAGCGACUGGCAAGGGCAACAAUGGUUUGUUCUUCGUUGGUACGGAGUUGACGGAUGAAUGGCGUGGGUAUAUUGAGGGAGCCCUGAGGAGUGGGAAGAAAGGGGCUGAAUUAAUUUUGAAUGAGUUGCAUUAA
Messenger RNA from Zasmidium cellare ATCC 36951, 1392 nucleotides. RefSeq lists its product as uncharacterized. The record is from RefSeq and is a predicted model, not a curated record. Lineage: Eukaryota; Fungi; Ascomycota; Dothideomycetes; Mycosphaerellales; Mycosphaerellaceae. Gene Ontology annotation, molecular function: oxidoreductase activity. The coding region runs from base 1 to 1392 and encodes 463 amino acids. The transcript is spliced from 2 exons.